CAUAUAGAAACGGCACCGAAUCGGCCGAAUCUCUGUCCAUGCUUGAGCAACGCGUUGGCUUGAGAUCUUGAUGCCCGUCUUAAUGAACGUUCGGACGAGUUGGACACCGAGUUGAACGGACAGAAUUUACGGGCGAAGUUUACAAAGUAUUUCCCAAGCCCCACACAGUCCUAUAGAUACCAUAACAGUGAGAAGCAUAGAGUUUCUUAUAAUAAAGCAUCUAGGAAACUCUAUGGUCAGAAGGACCGAUCGCAUCUCAUGGUUUCACUAAAGCACGUAUAAAAACGUUCAUGGCACUUCUCGUGCUCGACAAGAUAUACUCCAGCCGUAUUAAAGCUAUCGACGAAAGAAUUGAAGAAACGUUGGAGGAGAUUGACAGAUAUUUAAAGAACGGAAAUCAAAAGGACUUGACAAAGCACCGAAAAAGCUCAUUUCACAGCUUGGAAAGCAUUUCAACAGACCACAAUGCAGUCAAAGAAUGCCUGCAAAAGAUGCUGCACUUGUGUCAUGAGCAGCCAGACUCAAUGGAAGCCAUGUUCAGUAUCCUCAAGAAGAUGGCCCAGCAUUCCUUGCCUUUCCAAGCAGCUUGUGACUGUGGUAUAUGCACUGACUGUUUGGAAGAUGCUUGUGAUAAUGCCUGCAAGAAGCAGCAUACACGCAUAGGAAGCGCAAAGGAAUGCUCAUCAGGCUCUCAGUCAAGUGAAGAUGUCAAGUCUCUGUGGUGCAGCAUAUGUUACCACAUUCAAGCCUACAUAACUCGCCGCCUUGUUAGCAACAAAGAAGUGCUUUCCUCUAAGCAAGGUCUUGUCCAUGACACCAACUGGGAGAGCUACUUUGAAAUGCUGCGCCUUCUGUUUGUUCCUGGCCAGAUACAGCGCAUUCACCAGUGGGUUCGUUCAGAGCAGUUGCGAUGUGCCAGGUGUCCUUGCAAGCCCACAUUUUCGACAUGUUGUGUCAGCUGCCUGAUACAGUGGUGUAUACAAAGCCUGGCUAGAGACGUAGCAAUGAGGCCUUCCUUGGGUAAAACAUGGCAUGAUCUCAGUGAGUGCUACAUAUCCAGUGUACGUGCCAAUGUAAUGCUGUGCCUCCAGGACCUGCGCAGCCACUGGCAGAGAAGACAUGAAGUCAAGGACAAGUCACACUUCUUACCAUGCCUUCUGAAUCCAAAUUCUUGCUGGGCACACAGACACACCGAACAUAGUCACGACACCAAGUCUUGUAGUGCAGAUGUGGGAUUACAGCAAAGUGAUAGUUACAUUGAGUGGACUGAUCACUGGAUUGUGGUGGCAGCUGUCAACCUCAUUAAUGAACUGCACUGGUUUGAGCAGCAGCUUAGUGGAAUUAGCUGCAGAACAUGGGCUGUGCUAUCCAAAAGCCCACAACAAUCAUCAGCUGAUGGCACAACAGCAUGGGAUGAGCCUUGCAUUUGGGACUGGCGACAGCUGCUGACAAACUCUGGUGUCCUCACAAUGCUUCAGCAGAGCAUUCAAGACCUCAUCCAGAUAAAGUGGCCUCUUCACCAAAAAGACAGUGUAUCAGUUGAACUAGCUGGCACAAAACUUCAAGUCACUGAUAGUGCAUUCCAUGCUGUUCACUACUUGGCCGUCUAUGGACCAGCCAUAAGUGCCUGCCAAGGAGUGCUGGAACCCUUCCGUGCUUCAUUCAUACAUGCUGUGCAUGUUGCCUUGGGCCAAGCUAUAGAAGACCUGGAAACCAGAUUUGGGCACACGAGCCACCUGCCCCACAACCUUUAUGUCAUGCUCAACACAGGCUGUUACUUGGAAAAUUCUUUGCUGAACUGUGCCUCUGCACUUUCAGUAAGAAAUGAGGGCAUUUCAUCAGCACCAUUUCAUGGCCUGCAACAGAGAGUCACAGCAGCUAUUAAACACACUGAGAAACUAAUUUUCGUGCAUCACCUUAAAUGGCUGGCAAGCUGCAUUGCCCCAAGCAGCAACAGUGCAUUAGACCUUAAGAGAGCAUGCGCCUGGAACCUGUAUGUUAAAGCCUUGUGCAAUGACCUCAAAUGUCAAGUAGGUCCCAGUCAAUGUAGCUGUGCCUUGAGGCAGCUUCUCACUGAAAUGCUCAGGCAGGCAAGAUCACUGAAAAUGUUGUCCGAGGAGCCUGAACUAAGAUUAGUUCUGCACAGUGCAUAUGAUGCACUUUUCUUAGUGUGCAGCAACACCCAAGAACUCCUCGGGUUGCCUGCAAGCCCAGUUGCAGCAGGACCCAUUGCUGAACUUCAUAGGCACUGCAAUGCUCUGUUCACCUCAGUAUCCAUAAAAGACUCUGCCACAGCACAGCAGCAUGAUGAACAGCAGCCUGACAACAAACAUGAUCCACAACAGCCACACCAACAGGCCCCUUGGCUCUGCUUCAUACAGCCUUCCCUGUUCCCUGGUCCUCCCUGGGCACAGCUCCCUACAAACACCCGAAUCUGGCUUCCAUUGGCCUUGUGCCUGGCCAGUGAGAGACCGCACCCACUGCUGCUCCUACAGUGCCUGACAGCAGCAGAGGGCACACUGUCCACACUCUUGGCUUCUCAGGCAGCCAGCCAAGCCAAAUCUUAUGAAGUUGCAGAUGAAGAGCAGCACUUGUUGAAUGCCCUGCUCAGUAUACUCAUGCUGUGUGACCACCACGAAGGUGAACUCACCAGUGUACUGGUGAGUGUUGUCGAAAAGUUAGAUGGGUGGCGAGAGUUUGAAUCCACAUCACUUGGCAAGGCUAAAUCAGAGAGGGCCUGGUGGUUUCAGUCACUGCAAGGUCUGCUGAUGCCUUAUCUGCAGAGUGUUGUAGCAAGCCUUGCAACACCAAUCCUCACAAGUACUCGAGAGAAGCAGUGCUUGUGGCUGCAUCAAAUGUGGGACGAGAUCGAGCAGCACUCCCAAACUUCAAGUAACCUACAGGGGGAGAGCCUGUUGGUGGAACUGCUAUCAUGUACCAUGGCUGUGGUACCAACUUUUCCAGCACCACUACUGGCCUGCUUGACCAGGCUAGGUGGGCUUGUUUCCAAAGUUGGUGUGGUCUCUGCUAGCAACUCAGCCGCCAUGCAGGUGCUGCUGUCUACACUCUACGACAUUCUUCAUAGCUCGAAGGAACUGGACAAGCUCUUUGGAUCUCGACUUGACUCAAAGAUAAACCUAGAGUGUGCUCACAUUGCGAAUGAUAUGAUAGCACAUGCACUGCAGCUUACUCAACGCCAGGAAGAUGAACUACUUGGAAGCCAUGAUUGUGAUCAGCGAGUGCUCAACUGCUUGGACUUGCUGGCUGGAUUAUUCACUGCAGAGAGGAAUGCAUCUUGGGAAGAAAGCCUCUCUCAGACAGCUGAAGAUAUUACUCUGGAUUUGGUUGCAGAACAGCUGAUGAGAACACCACAAGGCCCACAGAACAUCAAGUAUUUGCACACUGUGCUUCGUCAAAAUGAGACCUGGAUAAGACACACCCUAGCCAUCCCACCAUCGGACCACCAUGAUGUUACACUGCCAUUGCAGAGCACGCUUGAUCUCAGGAGCAGUCAUCAGACAACAAAGGAACACAAGUUCAACCCUCUAGAAGCAUAUGCCACCUGCCUACAUAUUGCACAAAACUAUGACAAGACUUCUACUCCAUAAUAAAGCUUUUUAUAAAAUUC
Molecule: messenger RNA, 3628 nt
Organism: Dermacentor albipictus
Lineage: Eukaryota; Metazoa; Arthropoda; Arachnida; Ixodida; Ixodidae
Source: RefSeq, a predicted model, not a curated record